Messenger RNA from Uranotaenia lowii, 431 nucleotides. RefSeq lists its product as uncharacterized. The transcript has a single exon. The coding region runs from base 86 to 346 and encodes 86 amino acids. NCBI's taxonomy places the organism in Eukaryota, Metazoa, Arthropoda, Insecta, Diptera, Culicidae. The record is from RefSeq and is a predicted model, not a curated record.
UCGAUGAGGCAUCAGUUCUACGAAGCAGUCAAUCAAUCUUCUAAGUUCAGUUAAAGCUUGUAGCUAACCCAAAAAAUCAGAAAAAAUGAAACUUACUCUGGUGUUGCUCGUUGUUGGCCUGUGCUGUGCCGUGUACGCUCAGGAUGCUGCUAAGGAUGCCGCCAAGGAUGCUGCCGAUAAGGCGAAAACAGAUCUUCCGGAUAAGGUGGACGCCACUACGCCAGACCCCAAGGAUGCCACCAAGAAGGCCGAUGAUGCUGCGGCCAAGGCUAAGGAUGCUGGAGCCAAGGUGAAGGAUGCUGCUGCCGGAGUCGGAAAGAAGUUAACCGAUGGACUGAAGCUGUGAGUGAGCUAUGGGCUAACAGUCGUCGAUAAGUGAUAAGUGGAUAACGAAAACAGCGAAAAUAAAUGAUGUCACUUCAUUUCCAAAA